CACAGUAUUAUGUUCCUUUGUCACAGAUAUAAUUCUUACAAGUGUUAGUGGGUGCGUGAACGGAUCGUCGUGGCUCAUACACCUUUUUAUCUCUGUAACUCUGUCCCAAUUUGAAAUCGUGACAGAAGAAAGAAUAGGAGAAAGGGUUUCGAUUUCGGAAGAGGAAUAAGGAGCUUCUGAAAGAGAGGGUUCAGUGUUCCAAAAUGAAGACGACCAAGGGCGGCAAAGUCAUGAACCCUACCGAUGCUUACCGAAAGGAGCUUCGCAAGAAGGAAUUGAAACGGAAUAAGAAAGAAAGGAAAAAGGUGAGGGAGGUGGGGAUUUUGAAGAAAGAUCCUGAACAAUUGAAGAAGCAGAUUGAGAACUUGGAAAUGAUGAAGGCUGAUGGUGCUUUGGAUAAAGCAAGAAAGCACAAGAAGAGACAGCUACAAGAUACACUUAACCUUGUCCUAAAGAAGAGGAGGGAAUAUGAAGAUAAAAUGCGGGAGAAGGGCGAGACCCCUGUCAUGUUCAGUCAUUUGGGGCCUCCUCGAAGGAGAACAACUGCAGAAGAAGAAGAGAGGGUUAAGCACCCAAAGCCUGAGGACUCUGUUUAUUAUCAUCCUACAUUAAACCCUACUGGGGCUCCACCACCAGGGAAACCUCCUAUGUUUAAAUCAUCUAUAGGACCCAGAAUUCCUUUGUCCGGUGCUUCAUCAAGUACUGCUGCAUCAUCCUUGGCAACAGAGUCAGAGGAUGAUGUAUUAGCUGUACCUCCACCUCCCCCGCCGCCUCCACUUCCUGAUGGUAGCAGUACGAGUUCAGCAGAUGGUGCUGUUUUACCAGCAUCUUUGCCAUUGCCUCCUCCCCCUCCCAUGCCUCCAAAGCCAGCUACUGCUGUGCCGACAUCAUUACCACCGCCUCCUUUGCCACCUCCACCUCCUCCACCUAAAGAACAAGUUGCAAAUCGUCCUAUUCCUCCUCCCCCACCACCUCAACAACAGUCUCAACCACCUCCACCUGGCACCAGUGGAGGUGAAGGGAGAAAUCAGUCUGCAUUGACAGAUGAUUCACCUUCCAAGGAGCCUGGUCAGGUGCAGCUUCCUCCACCUCCUCCACCUAGUCAGGUGCCACCGAAGGCUGGUGUGGUUCAGUCUGAUGGUGCUAUGGUUUCUACUGAGAAUAAGAAUUCUAUGGCAAGCCAGGAGAUCCAAAAAAUUGUUGCUGGGCAUCCUCCUCCAAGGCAACAACCCCCUGUUCCUGGACCCCCCUUAAUCCCAAGUUUACAGCCUGAUGUAUUACCCCCUGGAAUAUCCCGUUUCCCACCACCCCCGCCACCACCUGAUAUGAGGCCUCCUUUACCCGUGGCAGGACUCUCUGCUCAGGCACCACCUCCUGGAAUGAUGGUCCCCUUAAUGCCAAGGCCACCAUAUGGUCCUCCACCUGGGCCUCCUCCAAUGAUGAGACCUCCACUUCCACCAGGUCCUCCGCCAAACUUCCAGGAAGGGGAUCAUAUGGCAAAUAUGCCACCACUUCCUCCUCCAAAACCAUCAUAUGUUAAAUCUGCUGCUUCUACUGUUGUUAAAAGGCCAUUAGCUCAGCACACUCCAGAACUCACAGCUAUGGUUCCUGCAUCUGUGCGAGUGAGAAGAGAAACUGCAAUGACUAAAUCAAAACCAAAACCGUCAUUGCCAAUCCCUAGGUCAGUCUCUGGGACGUCAGGACCGACUAUUGUAAAAUCAGAGUCGGUGAGUUCGUCAUCGGCCCCAAAAGCACAGAGCAUUGAUGACUCGUAUACAGCUUUCUUAGAGGACAUGAAAGCCCUUGGUGCACUUGAUGGUUGAGAAAUUACUGUGAGUGGCGGUGUCGCAUAAUAUUGAGGGUGUUCACAGUGUUAUUUACAUGUUCAAAUAUUCACCCUCGCGACCUCACUAAAUUUUUUAUUCUUGAUGAAGUCUUAUCAAGACCAUGUAUACUCACUCUCUUUUGCGACUCCUAUUUCAUCUCCUUUAUCAUUCUAGUUUGAAUUAGUACACUAUUAGUUAACAAUAUUAUACAUUAUUCA
Cajanus cajan (pigeon pea) is the source of this 2044-nucleotide messenger RNA. RefSeq names its product proline-rich family protein (gene ELF5). The record is from RefSeq and is a predicted model, not a curated record. Gene Ontology annotation, cellular component: spliceosomal complex. NCBI's taxonomy places the organism in Eukaryota, Viridiplantae, Streptophyta, Magnoliopsida, Fabales, Fabaceae. Gene Ontology annotation, biological process: RNA processing.